This is a messenger RNA of Lingula anatina, 2905 nucleotides long. RefSeq names its product twinkle mtDNA helicase-like. The record is from RefSeq and is a predicted model, not a curated record. Gene Ontology annotation, biological process: mitochondrial DNA replication. Gene Ontology annotation, molecular function: ATP binding; 5'-3' DNA helicase activity; single-stranded DNA binding. Gene Ontology annotation, cellular component: mitochondrion. Lineage: Eukaryota; Metazoa; Brachiopoda; Lingulata; Lingulida; Lingulidae.
AGCUACUGGUGUUUGUUUGGAAUAAACACUGUCACAGCAAAAUCAACCGACAGGGUUAUAAUCACAGCCAAUGAGUUUGAUGCUAUGGCUGUAUUUCAAGAGCUGAGGCAGCCAGUACUGUCUCUUCCAUGGGGCAAUGAUACUCUGCCACUGGAGGUUUUGCCAUUCCUUGAGCAGUUUGACCAUAUAGUGCUGUGGUUUGGGAAUGACAUCACUGGGUUCAAUGCUGCCAGACAACUGUCUAAGAAACUGGGUUACGAGAGGUGCUCGUUAUUUAGACCUCUGACUCCAGUCCCGACACCCAUGGAUGCUUUGAGACAGGGCAAGAGCUUGUCACGAAUCUUAAAAUUUGCCACACGUGCUGGUCAUCAGUUUAUACAGCACUUUAAGGAUUUGAGAUUUGAGGUCCAGUCAGAGCUCUCUCUUGUGGAGCAAGUCAAGGGAAUUCAGUUUAAAAGAUUCCCACUGUUAAACAAGCUAUUGAAGGGACACAGAAGGGGGGAAUUGACCAUAGUUACUGGGCCCACUGGUUCAGGAAAAACCACCUUCAUCAGCGAGCUGUCCCUGGACCUCUGCAUACAGGGUGUGAACACUCUAUGGGGAAGUUUUGAAAUCAAGAAUGUACGUUUGAUGAAAACAAUGCUGAUCCAGUUUGCAAGGAAAAACCUAGCCACUCACUUUGCAGAAUUUGAUAAAUAUGCUGACCAGUUUGAACAACUGCCAAUGCAUUUUAUGGCAUUCCAUGGCCAGGAGAGUUUAAAAAGAGUUAUAGAUACCAUGGACCACGCAGUGUACGUCCAUGACAUCUCCCACAUUAUAGUGGACAACCUGCAGUUUAUGAUGGGAAUGGGACAACUGGGGGACAGGAACCGCAAUUUUGAUAGGUUAACUCAACAGGAUGAGGUGGUGGCUGCCUUUCGCCAGUUUGCAACUUCCAAAAACUGCCACGUGACCUUGGUCAUUCAUCCGAGAAAGGAACCAAAUGGAGAAGCCCUUCACAUUGGGUCCAUCUUUGGCAGUGCUAAGGCAAGUCAAGAGGCAGACAACAUACUGCUGCUGCAGCUAGUAGAAAAUAUGAAAGUCACGACACAACCAAAAAAGUAUAUACAGGUGGCAAAAAAUCGCUUUGAUGGUGAUUUGGGCAGCAUGCUUCUGAAGUUUGACAAAGACUCCCUUAGUUUUGGGUCAAAACCAUCUACAAGCAAACCAUCUACAGAGGAAAAUAUACAGGAAACUAUACAACCUAACAAUCAAUUACACAGUGAACAUUCUGAAGAAGCAUCUGAUGAGGAACUUUAAUUCCCAGAGAAGCAUCACCUGUGACAUAUCAUAAACACAAAGGACUCCACACAACAAACAUAAUGCUGACAUUUCAAUGACAAUUUUAAAGGUACAGUGGUAACCAUAAUAGUUCCUUCAGAAUAAUAGAUUAACUCCAGAUUUAUUAACUCCACAAAAUUUCAACAUCUUGCAAGAUCCAUUCUGUAUCCUGUUUUUAUUUUUUUAAAUAUAUCACUAUUAUUGUAACUUUGAUGAACUGCCUUACUUCCUUUAAUGAAAUGGUAAGGAGGGCACUAAGUGGAUACUAAGGAGAGAGUCCAAGUCCUAAUAGUGUAAAAUAGACUAUAGCAUUUCUUCCCGGUCAAGUACAAUUUUGUUUUAACAUAAGGUUAUUUUAUGGUCAGAAAAGCAAGGUGAUCAAAACUGUGAUAGGAAUAAACUUGUAUUGCAUAGUUCUUCUAGUCUGUUUAGAUUAGAGGUAGAAGACCAUACAUGCCAAGGUGGUGUUUCAAAGAUUACGAAGGGCUAUUUAAGAGAUUUACUUUUCUGGUGUACUGCUUUAAACUGUAUUAUUUUAUAUAAUGCCAUGGAAUUUGAAUGUAAUUUUAGUGCAACAGUCACAGCAGUGUUUGAUACUUUUGGGUGCAAGUUUUCAACAAUAUUGUUACAUUCACUGUACUUUUGACAUUUUAAUUGCAAGAAUCUUUCUGUGGCAGUUUUUAAAAUUAUAAUCUCUUCAAAUUAUUAAUAUAAUAAUGACUUUUUCAACAACCAGCCGUGUGUCAUGGUAAAAGUCUCUUAAAAUUGAACUCUUACUCAGAUUCAGUUGUUGUACCUCAUUAAUUAUUUACCAAACAAUGUUAAAUUUUUCCCCAUGCAUUUAUUUAAACUCUGUUACAUUUCCAUCUCAGGAUCAUAUGCAUUUUAAACUCUGAGCCCGCACCUCUAGAAGUGAAAUAUCUACGUCUAUAUAAUAGUAAAUUGUUAACUUAUCAUAAAAAAAACAAGGAAGCAAAUACUGUUAAGUGGACAGACAAAUGUUAUGUAUUCUUUUUUCCCCACAAAUAUCUCCCGAGACUUUUUUAGUGUUUCCCAGGCAUCUUUAUCAGUCAAGUGUGGAAUUACUGUCUCACACCUUGAAGAUACGUUUUAAAAUUAAAAAUAAAAAAGAUUCAUUAAAAAAACUACACAACUUCAAGAAAAAUGAUGCAAUCAGGCCAAUUUUGAAUUCAAGCAGUAUUUUAUUCCUAUGAAUCUUCUUCAAGUUCUGAGAGUAAGAAGUUUCAUCUUUUGUGGUUAUGAUAAUGUUUUGUCAGUAAUUGUGCAAUAUAACAAUGCUUAGGAGCAUAAUCGCUACCAGUUUUUAAUUUCGUACUUCUGGUAUUGUGGGCAAUUGGAAAUUUAAUCUAGCACAGCACUUGUACCCAUGGGAAGUUUGGUCAUUUCUGGAAAAUCCAAAUUUGUGAAAAAACAAACAAACUUUAAACUCCAAGAAAAAUUAUCCAAAUGUAUGUAAAUGUUAUAUACCUAGUAGCACAAGCAUACUCCUUGCGUCCAUUGUUAAUGUCAUAUCAGUGAAGUGUGAUUCAAUGUCCGUAAUAAUCAAUAAACUGAAACAAUGUAA